GUAGUGGUACUGCGGUCCCGUUUACCGGGUUGAAGCUUACCGGAUUUGUAGGGCAUAGCUACAGUUCAUCUGGGAAACCGGCGCCCAUUAAUAGUAAAAUUGCCUCUGGGCAAGGAGAGGCGGCGUCAGAACGACCAGAAAGCUCGGUGGGCGAUGGUGUAGGUUACCGGGUGAUGGUGAGAGGCGGGGGAUGAGGGAGCGGCUCCGGGGCUGCUAAGGAGCACAACAUGGGGUCGGCUGCUACCGCUGGGGACUCUGCUCAGUGGCUGUCCGUGAAGGAAGAGACUAUAUUUUUACAUGAUGGGCUGAUCCGGGUCACCGACUUGGCCGAAUUACCGAGUGAGAUCGGGGUCACGGAGGCCGGAGAUACGGACUUGGAGAUUUUAACAUUUGAGACAAAGAACCCAACAGAGCUUGCAGAGCGUUUGCGGGCAGUGUGUGGGAACCAGAGCAAUGCAUAUGCACGCUUGCUUGAGUAUCGUCUGAAUGCCCUGCGUGGAUUGUGGAAUGCGCAACGCCAACUGGCUCUGGAAGAGCAGCAUGAAAGGGAUGGCUCUGAUGAGGAAACUUUAUCAUUACUCAAGAGGCAGGGCCUAUUACAACAGCCAGAACAGGCUCCAUUUACAUCACGCAUGGGCCUUCUGCUGGUUUUCCCCCUCAUCCAGUCUCAAAGUAAAACAGACCCCUCUCUUUGUAACAUAACGGCUGAGGUGCUACUGAAUUGCCUUAGGGAUUGCCAGCCUUUGAGCUUGACUAAGGAGCCAACUGAUUGCUUGAAUGGAAUAGAGUCUUUGCUUUGUUCUUGGCUGGAGGACACCUCAGCGUUGGGUCAAGAAGUCUCAUAUAAACAAAAAGAAAAUUCUGCUGCUGCUCUGGUUGCCUUGGCAUGUGCCAGGGGAUCACUAAAAACAUUUAUUCACACCGUACACUUGCUACAAAAACAGACCGACUUGGGAUCAUUGCCUGUGGCAGAUGUAUUAUAUAGGUUGCUGCUUCUGGAAGGAGGGCCAGGAUCACCCUCUUGUUUACUGGGAAGCAAACACAUUGUAUCCUGGGGAUUUGAGGAUAUGCUUCCAGCCCCUGAUGGAACUAGCGGUGCAAACAAUGAGAACAAAGAUGCAGACUUGGGUCGCUGCUUGGCAUCAGAUGGGCUUUACUUGUACACAACUAACUCCGUAGGAAAAGGGAUCAGCAAACUGGGAUCUGGUCUGCACGGCACUUUACGAGGCUUUGUCUAUUGUCGAAACGAAGAGCUAGAAGCUGGCUGGAUUGCUUACGGAUGUGGGAAACUGCUUCACAGGCCAGCGUCCUUUGACAACAAACCUCAUUUUCUUUUCCAGAUAAUUGACCAGCACACUCUACAGAUCUCUCAGAUUGUCACAAUGCCAGCCAAUCAUUUUCCCGUUGGGAGCAAUAUGACUACUGUUCACCUGUCUUCGGACGGAACGUAUUUUUACUGGAUUUGGUCUCCUGCUAGCCUAAAUGAGAAAACUCCAAAGGGCCACUCUGUUUUCAUGGACAUCUUUGAGCUGAAUGUAGAAAAUGGAGUGUGCAUGGCAAGCCCUCUUCAUGAACGUGUUAUAUUAACAAGGAAAGAGGGGGAGUCAGCCAAAAGUAUUAAUGAAAUGCUGCUGAGCCGGCUGUCCAGAUACAGAGCUUCUCCAUCUGCCACCCUGGCCGCACUCACUGGAUCUACAAUCUCAAACACUCUGAAAGAGGACCAAACCGCGGCAAAUACAAGCUGUGGUCUUCCUUUGAAAACCUUGCGAAAAACUCCGAUGUAUACCUGCGGCACAUACCUGGUGCUCCUUGUACCUCCUCCAGGGGGGUCAGGGAGUUCAGCGACAAGAUCUCUUUUUGGUGGAACUAGCGGCUUAUCGUCUUUGAAAAUCCUUGCUUCCAGUCUGGUUUUUAACAUUUCUGACGGGCAGUUCACCAACAGAGCUGACCUCAUUGAUGCUUCUGGAAGCUCCCUUGGGCGAGGGGCACUGGUGACAGGACUUGGUGCUUGUUACGAUACCAUGAAUAACAUGAUCUGGACGUGCUCCAACGAUUACAUCGAUCAGUGGUGCAAUCCUGGAAACCAGGCUUUCCAUGUCGUAUGUCAGAGGCUUGGUGUCACUCACAUCAUCGCAGAUCCUAAAGGAGAGGCUGUAUCAACCAGUGAGGUUAUAAACCAACUCCUCCAUCACGUUGGUGCCAUGUGCAUCCAUCAGCUCAAUCUUCUGUCUACCAGCAAUACUUUGCCUAUCACAAGUUUUCUGGGCAAACAGCAUCCUAUUGAAACACAUCAUCUGAGCAGCAUCUGCGACAUCAUGGAGAAAGCAAUGGUCAACGGCGAUAAAUGCAUCAUCCGCUGCAUCCUAGUAGUAUUCCAGGUGGUAUUCAAAUUCUUUCUGAGCCCUCAAACUGAAAGAAAUCGCGAGACCAUCCGCAGGGCAGGCCUGUUACUUUGGCAGCUACUGAUGGCACCCAAAGACCAAAUAUGCCCUGAAAUUCAAAAGGAGGUCUGCCUGGCGAUCAGUUAUGGUUUAAACAUUCUGAAUCCAGGGGAACUUGAAAUCAACAACUUGCUCAAACUUAUUUUAACAGAAGGUGACAGAAAUAGUGGGCUCUCCCAGCUCAGAGAUGUCAUCUUGACAAACUUGACAGAACAGCUUCAAAACAACAGGUUUGGAAGCGAUGAAGAUGAACAUUAUAGGCUGAAUGACGAGCUAUUGCACUAUAUUUUGAAGAUUGUCGUUCGCGAAUCAUGCAUUUUGAUCACCAAGUGCCAAACAGUGUCUAAAGAAGAUUUCCAAAGACUCCUAUCAACUGUGCCUGUUGCCUCCCCAUGCCUGCUUUAUUUGAUGGCUGUGCAGAAUCACCUCCUCAGUAACACUGUCUUAAUCAAACCUGAUGAGUGUGAUGACAGUGACAGCUCCCUGCAGGGGGAAACAUUGAAGGUACAGGAUUUACAGGCAAGCAUUUUGAGCCUAGCAACCCAGAUACUAACAGGGUGCGAUGAAGUCUUGGAGAUGUUACAACGCGUGACCACUGCCCUUAUCAACAGUGACAUUCCCGAUAGGGAUAUCAGACUGAAAGGACUAGAACAGAUUACCAAGUCCACAAUGCUUGGGCACCUCCUUCCGGUACUCCUUACCUCCCUCAUGCAUCCAAAUCUGCAGACCCUAACCAUGGCCGAUGCUCUGAUGCCCCAGCUAGUGCAGCUGGUGCUUUAUACCAGUCAGACGGCUCUGUUACUAAAAACCCAGAGUCCAGUUUUGGUAGAGGUUGACAAUUCUCCCAGUGGAAUCUCAGAACUGAAGAGCAAGUUCUUCCCUAGUGACAGCAGUAGAAUGCUGGAGGAGAGAGAGGAGCCUGGCUUUCUGACGGGCUUGAAGAUUCCAGCUCCUUGGGCUGCGGGGAAAACGGUGGAAACGGCUCACCCAGUGAGAGACAAUUACAAGUUCAAAGAGACUGUACACAUACCUGGAGCACGCUGCCUCUACCUUCGAUUUGACAGCAGAUGUUCUUCACAGUAUGAUUAUGACAAGCUGGUCAUAUAUGCUGGUCCAAAUACGAACAGCCGUAAAGUUGCAGAAUACGGCGGAAACACUCUGGGAUAUGGAAGCAGGAGUGUUUUAGGGACAGGUUGGCCAAAAGACUUGGUUAAGGUUGAGGGUGACACAGUGACAUUUUCCUUUGAAAUGAGAAGUGGCCGUGAACACAACACCCCAGACAAAGCAAUGUGGGGCUUUUCUUGCACAGUGAGAGCUCAGGAAUCCUCAGAAGAUGUGUCAGGAGGGUUGCCGUUCCUGGUGGAUCUGGCCUUGGGCCUGUCUGUUUUGGCUUGUUCUAUGCUACGUAUCUUAUACAAUGGUCCAGAAAUCACCAAAGAAGAGUUAACAUGCCAUGAUCUUUUGAGGUCAAAACUGUUACAGAGAUGCCAGUGGCAGGUAGAAGCAAAUGGUGCAUUGUCUCCUGCACUCACUCCAAGUCCAUCCCCUCUGCCUCUUACGAUUGAAGAAGACCAGGAAUUCACAUACCCAUCUGAUAUUUUGCUGCCACCCAUGAGGAAUUAUUUUGAGCUCCCUAGGAUCAGACUGCCUCCUGGGAUUAUGAUCAAAUUGAGAGAAAUAUCUGGAAGGGCCAGACCCCAGUUUAGACCAAGCAUAAAAGAAGUAAUUCAGCCUGAUGUUAUGGAAGAAAUGGUGGUGUCGUGUGUCAUUAAGCACUUGAACUUGGUUGAUGCUUUGCAGUCCCUGGUAAACUACCAGUAUCGAGAGGAGCAUCUGGAAGAGUAUGACUUACUGUGUAAAAUUAUGGGGGAAACCUUCAAGAAGCUGAAUGCAAUGGAGAGACAAUUGCAGAGUGUUGCGGAGCUAGAUCAUAAAUGGCACAGUGAAGUGGAGGAUGCGCUGAAUGGUAAACUGGAGAACAACGCACCAUUUUUUUAUGACUAUCAUUUUAAUGAGAAUAAAAUAAAGGAACUCGAGCUGCUGUGUUCCAUGAAAGAAAUUCCAAUAGAUGGAAGCGAUCCCGAGAACAUGGUUUUGUCGCUGAGAGAGAAAUUCUUCCAGGAAGUGAAUUCUCUAAUUCAGAAGCCAUGUCAUCCUAUGGCUAAAACAAAGACACUGAUAAAGAGUUUGAUGAACCGAGCGGAGCUUCUGCUACACGUGACUAUUGCAGCUCAAUCAGGCGUCACAAGGAGUAUCUCUGGCUGUGGCACUCCCACAGAACCUCCAGCUUGUAAAUCAGUUUCUGAAGCCAAGGUCAUAUCUCACACUGUGCGCCAGCCUGUUUUUCUGCGCAGCAUGUCAGCUCCAUCUGACCUGGAAAUGAUUGGCAGCAACGACAUGGAGUUUAAUAAGUCUAACCCAAGGAGAAGAAAUGUGAGCAGUCAUCGGAGUAGCUCUUUCACCCUGCUGCAGUCUUUGGCUGUUGAAGAUAGCAGAGAUAAGCCAACAUACAGCGUCUUACUAGGGCAGCUCUUUGCUUUCAUUGGGACCAAUCCUGAUCAGGCUGUGUCAAGCAGCAGCUUUCUGCUUGCAGCACAGACAAGGUGGCGCCGCGGUAAUACGCGUAAGCAAGCCCUGGUCCACAUGCGGGAACUGCUGACCGCCGCUGUCAGAGUUGGGGGAGUAACGCAUCUUGUUGGACCCGUCACUAUGGUUCUUCAGGGAGGACCAAGGAUUGAAGAGCUGACAUGCGGAGGGAUGGUGGAGCAAGUUCAAGAAGCUUUUGGGGAGACCAUGAACUCGGUGGUGUCCCUUUGCGCCCGUUAUCCUAUUGCCUGCGCAAAUAGCAUUGGGCUUUUAUGUACUAUACCCUAUACAAGGAGUGAAGAGAAAUGUUUGGUUCGGAGCGGGCUGGUUCAGCUCAUGGACCGAUUGUGCAGUUUAAGCAACCAGACAGAGUCCAGUUCCAGUGAAAAACAGACCAAGAAGCAGAAAGUGGCAACUAUGGCGUGGGCAGCCUUCCAAGUUUUGGCAAACCGAUGUGUGGAGUGGGAGAAGGAGGAAGGUGGUUCUACAGAGGCUGUCCACUCUGGUCUAGCACGACAGGUUUCCACCCUACUGACCAACCACUUGGCACGAGCCACAGAGUGCUGUGGUAACCAAGCCGCCGGAAAUGAUGCCCUGCAAGAUGUUCUAAGCCUUCUGAAUGACCUUUCCAGGAGUCAAAUAGGGAAAGCAAUCCUGAGCCAGCCCGCCUGUGUCUCCAAGCUCCUAUCACUCCUUCUGGACCAAAGACCAUCCCCAAAGCUUGUCCUUAUUAUCCUCCAGCUUUGUCGUGCUGCUUUGCCACUCAUGAGCGUGGAAGAUUGUGGCAACGUUGAGCUUCCACCUUGGAGUUACACUGUACCGUCUUUAGACAACGAGCAGGAGGAUCCCAGUGAUCCUGCAUCCAAAAUUGCCUCCUUGUUGCUUGCAAAACUGGCUGAUUAUGUAGUCCCAGGAUGCCAGACCGUUCUUUCCCCCACUUCUUCUGAGCCAGACAGCACUUUGUCAAAAAACAGUCCAAAGAAUUCCCAGAAGGCUGACAAAGAUACUGGGGAAGAAAGUGAAGCGGUGGAUGGCAAGCUAUCUAUUUUUAUUCACAAACGGGAGGAUCAGUCAUCCCAUGAAGUUCUCCAGCCAUUGCUCAGUAGUUCAGAGGGAAGACCCUUUCGUCUCGGAACUGGCGCAAAUAUGGAGAAAGUAGUGAAGAUGGAUCGUGACAUGACCAAAAGUGGAUGCUGUGAAGUGAUCACAGAAGACUCUGCUGCCGCUCUCCGUAAAGCAACCAAGUGGGCACAGUCAGGUUUGAUUGUUGGCAUUGGGCCUCCAGUGGAAACGGUCAGCCCCGAAACAGCAAGUGGUCUUUCCACUGGAGACAAAAAGAAGACUGCCCAGACCUCUAUCUGCAGAGAGAGAAAUUCAGAGUUGGCCAGAACAGAUCCUGUGCGUCCUUUCAUUAGCGGCCAUGUAGCAAAUAGCAUGGCGGCAGAAGUAAUUGCCCUGCUUCACAGUUUGUUGAUGGCCCCAGAGUCGAAUGCAGCCCAAAUCUGGACAACAACUGCUGAAAAGGUUUUAUCACGUGCCCUGAUGUACAUUCCACAGCUGGGUAAAUAUGCCGAGAGCAUUCUGGAGAACGGAAGCGGCAGUGGCAGGAAGCUGGCCAAGCUCCAACGCAUUGCCAGACAGGCUGUUGCUGCGUUAUGUGCACUGGGUGGCUUCAAAGAAAACAUUAAAAUAGGUUCCGAGGUCCAGGUCCUGGGUAAAGGAAUAUGCGGGAGCAUUGGAAUUGUUGCUUCUAUUAAUGAGCAGGAAGGCAUUGCUACUGUGAAGUUUCCACCCAUAGAUUUUAGGAAGUCUUCCAAGGCAUCCGACACACUCACUAUUCCACUGUUUCGGCUCUGUGUUCCCAGAUCAGAGGCAUUGCCUCUUCAUAAACUGUCCAUUACUGAGAAGGUAGUGCAGGCAGUCCAGUCCAUGUUACUUCCCCAGGAGGGAUGCCUGUCUAUUCACACCUCACUUCCUGCGACAGGAGACGCCUCAACGCCCGUAAUGGCCGUGGUCCGACUUCUUGCUGAGAUCAGAACAAGGGCUUGUCUAGUCAUGGCGCAGCUACUGGAGGACAGCUCUUUCUGUGAAGAGUUCAUACAGCAGUGCCCGGCGGCAGUUGAGGUGCUAAACCUGGUGGCGCAGGAAUGCAGCCCUGGUGAACGCCUGUCGGUGGUGGAAGUGCAGUGUGAAAGACUAAGGAUGUUAUAUCGGGACUGUGCCCGACCACCACCUCCACCCCUGCACACUGAACGUAGACAGCCCAAGGAGAUCACUUGGAGUCCAUCUCGAGUGUUCCCUCCUGUCAGAGCCUGUAUGUUUUCAUCACAUCUAACGGCAGUAACAUUCCUGGCUGAUCCCAGCGCUGGUGGGGGGCUGCCACGGGGGACAUUUAUCUAUGCUACCUCACCAGUCCCUAUACAGGCGCCAUCUUUUUAUUGGGAGAUUGAAAUUGUUUCCUAUGGAGACACUGAUGAUGACACCGGCCCCAUUGUGUCAUUUGGAUUUGCCACAGAAGCAGAGAAGCGAGAUGGAGCCUGGACUAACCCUGUUGGCACAUGUCUGUUCCACAAUAAUGGAAGAGCGGUACAUUACAAUGGAUCCAGUCUGUUGCAGUGGAAGAGUGUGCGGUUGGAUGUUGCCCUGUCUCCUGGUGAUGUCGCAGGAAUAGGAUGGGAGAGAAUGGAAGGCACCCCCCCUCCCCCGGGUCAGCCAUCCAAGGGCAGAGUUUACUUCACCUAUGGUGGACAGAGGCUUGGACCCUUCCUAGAAGAUGUUUCUGGAGGCAUGUGGCCAGUGGUGCACAUUCAAAAAAAGAACACCAAAAUCCGCGCUAAUUUUGGGUCACGGAAGUUUGCUUUUGCAGAAGGUCAGGCCCAUCGCAAUGCUGCGGAUUUAUGCGUUGACUUAGCUGAAGAGAUUAGCGCAAACUUCGAAGCUUUGCCUUUUGCUAUGGCAUCAGAUAGUGACAAUGAUGCUGGAACCAGCAUAGCUUCUGACCCUGGGACGCAUGGACCCCCUUGCCGCAUUGUUGCAGUUUCCACAGUGCAACAACAAUAUGACAGUGAUGCAUCCUGCCAUUACAAGGUAGAACUGAGCUAUGAAAACUUUGUAACAUCUGGCCCAGACCCUCACCCUCCACCUAUUGCAGAUGAUGAGAGUGAUGAUGAUGACGAUGAUGAUAUUCCAAGGGAGGACCACUAUGCUUUGCUGGUAAAAGCUUGGGAGACAAAGGUAUUUCCAACCAUUCGCAGGCGCUUCCGCAAUGAAGCUGAGAGGAAGUCUGGACUGGACCAGAUCAAGGGGGCUCUGCAGCUUGGUAUGGUGGAUAUAGCACGUCAGACAGUUGAGUUUCUCUAUGAGGAGAACGGUGGCAUACCAAGAGAUCUAUACCUUCCGACCAUUGAGGAUAUCAAGGAUGAGGCAAAUAAAUUCACAAUUGAUAAAGUUCGCAAAGGACUCACAGUGGUCAUUCGGUCUCCUGACAGCAAUAACGUUGCCAGCACUGCUGUGGGAACAGCGUUGCCCAAAUUUGCCAUCAGGGGUAUGCUGAAGACUUUCAGUCUGCAUGGAGUGGUUCUGGAUGUGGAUUCGGUGAAUGAACUGGUCCAGGUAGAGACUUACCUGAGAAGUGAAGGGGUGCUGGUGAGAUAUUGGUAUCCCAUAGAUAUGCUGGAGAGGCCUCCUGCAGGUUACAGGAGGAUGGCGACCAAUGGACUGGUGACACUGGAUAGCACCAACAUCCAGAUCCACAGGGAGCUGUUACGCUGUGAAUCGGCACUUGCUCGACUUUACUGCCGCGUUGCGUUACUCAACAUCUUUGCACCCAAGUCACCGCACACGUUUACUCGUCUGUUCCACAUUCCUGCCAUUCGUGACAUAACCUUGGAGCACCUCCAGCUUUUGUCCAAUCAACUUCUAGCACCUCCACUUCCUGAUGGCACCAUCAGCUCCAGCGCAAUACUCAUCGCUCAAUCUUUACAACACUGCAUCCACUCCCAGAGCUGCUCCACCACAGACCUUUUCUACCAAGGCAACUCGCAGUCCAUACGGGAGUGGCUUGGUGUGGCCAUCACAAGAGCUCUUCAUCAAGGAGAAGACAGUCUCCUGGAUCUAACUAAGCAAAUCUGCUCCUUUUUGCAGAAUGCCCCUGAGCAGUUUCCAUCUGAAGAAUUCCCCAUAACAGAGUCCAAGAUCAGUAUGGAUGUUACAUUCCCCGGCGCAGCAUUUGCGGUUGUGUCCUGUAAAGAAAGCCAGUCUGGAUUCCGAAAGGACUCUUCUUUGUAUAAGGCCCCCUGGGCACGGGUCAUGGUCUAUGGUCUUGGCCACAAAGUUAAGCGGAAUGGACAGCUGAAUCUUAUCGAGUCGGUGUGUUACCCACGUGAUGCCUCCCCGACUAACACGGGCCUAACCCCACCUCCAAUCACCAACCAGUACCCAACCGCGAUCAUUCCUACUGACCGGAUCCACAUCAAGCUAGGUGUGUCUCCUGCCCCUGGAGCAGUGCUGGUCAUCCACUCACUGCCUUUAGAAUUUCCUUUAGCGAUGGCUUUCACAGAGCAGCUGUUGACAUGGAAGUUGGAGGAUGUGGAUGACAAAUCAGAAGACGAGCUAGACACCAUCCCGUCAUCCAUACUGCUGCAAGUGGUGGAAUUAAUAGGGACGUUGCUGUGGAACACAGACCUGGCAGCAGUAAUAAAGGAGCUUCUCUUCCAUCUGUUUGCUGAACUGCUUCGUAAGGUUCACCAUUUAGAGCAGAAAAAGAAUCCCACAGGUCUCUCAUCGUCAAUAGCACUCCAACUGAAUCCUUGUCUGGCAAUGCUUAUGGCCCUGCAAACAGAGCUACGGAAGCUGUAUGAUGAAGAAACACAGAACUGGGGGUCAGCGAAUGCCUGUGGGGGAGCUGUUCCUGGGGUCACGGACCAGGGCCGAUUCUCUACGUACUUCCACGCUCUAAUGGAAGUUUGUCUGGCAGUAGCAGAAGUUACCCUCCCUAUUAACAUGAGUUCAGCAGUAAGUGUAAUGAGUUCGACAAAUGCAACAAAUCUAAGUGACUCUUCUUCUUCGUCUUCAUCAUCCCCUGGACAGACUCCUCAAAGUCCAAGCCUGCUAUCUAAGCGAAAGAAGGUCAAGAUUAAACGUGAAAAGACAGCAUCUGGAAAGCGUUCAUCUGCAAGAGGAGCUGAGAGCGACGCAGCUCUUCUUACUGUGGGAGGUAGUAAGCCUGAGGACAUGUUGUGGUUUCAUAGAGCACUUACUCUGCUGAUGAUUCUUAGACACCUCACUAACAAAGAUCCACAAGGCUUAGGUGUCACAAAUGAUGCCAUUGCUGAUGCCAGUCAGGCCCUAGUAGGACCCACGGCCCACAACCGUCUACUUGUAAUUUCCGGGAUCCCCACUCAUCUGGAGGAACCUGUGGUUAGAAAUGCUAUCCGCAAAGCAUGCAAUGCCCAUGGAGGGGUAUUUAAAGAUGAAAUCUACAUUCCUCUUCAGGAAGCAGAAGCCGCCAAAUCAAAAGACAGAGUUGAAGGAGCAGAAUGCAAGACCGAGAUCGAGAAGCCCCUCUCAGUUCCUAGUGCUGAGAAUAUGGAUAUGAGCAGUUCAAGCAGUGUGACCCCUGCAGUCAGUGUCACUGUCUCAGCUUCCACAAGUCAAGCUUCUUUGUGCAGUUCCCAAGGUGUCUCACAAACCACCAGUGAAACAUCAGUAGAGCAGUUUCCACCAGAACUUGCAGUGCCACCUGGUCUCCUGGAACCGCAUGCUAUUUCCAGCCAAGAAAGCCUAGACCUUUCUAUUUGCAGUACAGGGAGCCUUGGAAGUCUGGGCAGUCUUGUGGAACAACUAGACAAUGUGGAGACUUCCUCUGUGUCAGACGUCGGAUCCAUAUACACUGUCACGUCUCUAGACAACCAGAUGAUGAUGUCUCGGCCAAUCAAAGGCUUUGCAGUUGUGGAGGUACGAUCACGGGCUAAAAUAGAAAAAAUCCGAGCUAGUCUCUUCAACAGCAGCGACCUGAUUGGCUUGUCUAUCUUAGAUGGGGAAGACGAGCUAAUGGAAAUGUCUACAGAAGAGAUCUUAACCGUAUCCACUGUUAAUCAGAGUUUGUUUGAUACACAAGGAAUCCCUGGUCUUGGGAACUAUUUUACAGAUAAAUCCUUGAAAGGGGACAAAUUGGUUCCAGAGGCUCGGGAGAUUCUAACAGAAAUAUUCAAGAGCUGCAUUCAUGCCGAGCAAACACUGAGUCUGACACCAGUAAAGUUCAUCAAGGUGUCAGAAAUGUACCUGAGCAAAGAACAGAUCAAUUCACAGACGCCAGGGAACUUACUGCACACGUUCUUCACCAAUGUACGGCCCCCCAAAAAGGUGCUUGAAGAUCAGCUGACUCAGAUCUUGCGCAAAUAUGGCAUUCCAAAGCCUAAAUUCGACAAAAACAAGUUUAGCAAAACUGGCAAAGAGCAGCACCCGGUGAAAGUUGUAAGCACUAAACGGCCUGUGGGCAAGCCACCAAGCAAGGACAAAGCCGCGCUCAACAGUGUCAGACUUUUCAACAGAACUGCCUUAAGUGAGAAGAAACCUACAGUGAAGCCAAAAUCUCCUGAUAAGAGCAGACCUGAUGAAAAGGACUCGGACAAAUCUCCCACCAAGAAACAGGAAGUUCCAGAGGAAAAGUAUCUGACUCUGGAAGGAUUCCAUAAAUUUGUAGUUGAUCGUGCAAAGCAAGACAUUCGAAGCAUCUGGAGAGCCAUCCUGGCUUGCGGCUAUGAUCUCCACUAUGAAAGAUGUGCCUGCGUUGAUACCCGGCAUGCACAAAAAUCCAGCAGGAAAUGGACCCUGGAAAUGGAUGUCGCGUUGGUGCAAUACGUUAACCGCCUCUGUCGUCACCUUGCGAUAACACCUGCCCGGCUGCACCCUCACGAGGUGUAUCUUGAUCCAGCCGACACAGUGGACCCCAGGGUCUCCUGCCUUCUGAAUGUUCCCAUAGAAAGUCUGCGACUUCGGUUUGCUCUUCUUCAGUCCCUGAACAACACCUUAGAAACGUUCUUUCUUCCCCUUGUGGAGAUACGGCAAACAGACAUUUUUGUGCACAGUAUCGCAUCCCUGUUGCAACAAGCCAAAGGCCUCAUCUUUUAUGAUACAAAGGUUUCAGUGAUGAAUCGGGUGUUAAAUGCCACCGUCCAGAGGACAGCAGAUCAUGCUGCGCCAGAGAUAAGUCUCGAUCCCUUGGAGAUUGUUGGAGGAGAUAUCAGAACUUCUGAGAACUCGUACUUCUGCCAGGCAGCUCGGCAGCUGGCCUGUGUCCCAUCCUCUCAGCUCUGUGUGAAACUGGCAAGUGGGGGUGAUCCUACAUAUGCAUUUAACAUCCGCUUCACAGGGGAAGAAGUACAUGGUACAAGUGGCUCAUUCCGUCAUUUCCUGUGGCAAGUAUGUAAAGAACUUCAGAGCUCCUCUCUGUCUCUCCUGCUGCUGUGUCCCAGCUCUGCCGUUAAUAAAAAUAAGGGAAAAUACCUUCUGACUCCGAGCCCCAUCACGUACGCAGAAGAACUCCUCCUCCACUUCUUUGGGCAGCUGCUGGGUAUCGCCAUUAGAGCAGAUGUACCCCUUCCUCUUGACCUGCUCCCCUGCUUCUGGAAGAUGCUUGUAGGAGAACCAUUGGACCCAGAUGAUGACCUCUAUGAAGCAGACAUCCUCACCCACAACUACAUUAAAAAGUUUGAAAAUGUGAAUGACGAGGUCGAGCUGGAAGCCCUGUGCGCCGAAAUUGCUUCUCAGCAUCUUCCUACAGAGAGUCCUGACUCUCCAAGCAAACCAUGCUGCAAGUUUACAUACAUGACCAUGACUGGGGAAGAAGUUGAAUUGUGUCCAAAUGGAAGACACAUUCCUGUUGUAUGGGAAAACAAGGACAUCUACUCAGCAGGGAUUCGUAACCUCCGUAUGCGUGAACUGAAAAACCAGGAAUGCAUGAAUGCUGUUCGGGCUGGUCUGGGCUCGAUUAUACCCUUGCAGCUAUUAACCACGCUUUCUGCGCUGGAGAUGGAGCUCAGGACAUGUGGACUACCAUUCAUCAAUCUGGAGUUCCUAAAGGCACACACCAUGUAUCAAGUGGGUCUGAUGGAGACAGAUCAGCAUAUCGAGUUUUUCUGGUCCGCACUGGAAAUGUUUACUCAGGAAGAACUUUGCAAGUUCAUCAAAUUUGCCUGCAAUCAGGAGCGUAUUCCCUUCACCUGUCCGUGUAAAGACGGGGGGCCGGAUACCGCACAUGUUCCGCCUUAUCCUAUGAAAAUAGCACCGCCUGAUGGAGCAGCAGGUUCUCCAGACUCCAGAUACAUCCGAGUGGAGACCUGCAUGUUCAUGAUAAAACUUCCGCAAUACUCCUCUCUUGAGAUAAUGUUGGAAAAGUUGAGGUACGCCAUUCAUUACAGGGAGGACCCACUCAGUGGCUGAUCGCAACCAUCCAUACAACCCAACAACGUGCGACACUUCCGUGCAGCUCCGUUGGGACCCACUGAUGCUUAGAAGCAAUGCACAUUACUUGCUGGCCAGACAGGACAUAGAGAGAGCUUAUUCCUGGACUUUU
Spea bombifrons (plains spadefoot toad) is the source of this 13602-nucleotide messenger RNA. RefSeq names its product HECT domain E3 ubiquitin protein ligase 4 (gene HECTD4). NCBI's taxonomy places the organism in Eukaryota, Metazoa, Chordata, Amphibia, Anura, Pelobatidae. The transcript has 76 exons. Bases 228 to 13469 code for a protein of 4413 amino acids. Gene Ontology annotation, molecular function: ubiquitin-protein transferase activity. The record is from RefSeq and is a predicted model, not a curated record.